Molecule: messenger RNA, 1374 nt
Organism: Budorcas taxicolor (takin)
Lineage: Eukaryota; Metazoa; Chordata; Mammalia; Artiodactyla; Bovidae
Gene: SHH
Product: sonic hedgehog signaling molecule
Exons: 3
Coding region: 1-1374 (457 amino acids)
Biological process (GO): cell-cell signaling; intein-mediated protein splicing; multicellular organism development
Molecular function (GO): patched binding; calcium ion binding
Source: RefSeq, a predicted model, not a curated record
AUGGGCGAGAUGCUGCUGCUGGCGAGAUGUCUGCUGGUGCUGCUGGUCUCCUCGCUGUUGAUGUGCUCGGGGCUGGCGUGCGGACCCGGCAGGGGAUUUGGCAAGAGGCGGAACCCCAAAAAGCUGACCCCUUUAGCCUACAAGCAGUUUAUCCCCAACGUGGCGGAGAAGACGCUAGGGGCCAGUGGAAGAUACGAGGGGAAGAUCACCAGAAACUCAGAGCGAUUUAAGGAACUCACCCCCAAUUACAACCCCGACAUCAUAUUUAAGGAUGAAGAAAACACUGGAGCGGACCGGCUGAUGACUCAGAGGUGCAAGGACAAGCUGAACGCCUUAGCCAUCUCUGUGAUGAACCAGUGGCCGGGCGUGAAGCUGCGGGUGACCGAGGGCUGGGACGAGGACGGCCACCACUCGGAGGAGUCGCUGCACUACGAGGGCCGCGCAGUGGACAUCACCACCUCGGACCGCGACCGCAGCAAGUACGGCAUGCUGGCACGCCUGGCCGUGGAGGCCGGCUUCGACUGGGUCUACUACGAGUCCAAGGCGCACAUCCACUGCUCAGUGAAAGCAGAGAACUCGGUGGCGGCCAAGUCGGGCGGCUGCUUCCCGGGCUCGGCCACGGUGCACCUGGAGCAGGGCGGAACCAAGCUGGUGAAGGACCUGCGGCCCGGGGACCGCGUGCUGGCGGCCGACGACGAGGGCCGGCUGCUCUACAGCGACUUCCUCACCUUCCUGGACCGCGACCGCGGCGCCAGGAAGGUCUUCUACGCCAUCGAGACGCGGGAGCCUCGCGAGCGCCUGCUGCUCACCGCCGCGCACCUGCUCUUCGUGGCGCCGCACAACGGCUCGGCCGCGGGGGCGCCCGAGGGGGCGGCGGCGGGCGGGGGCGCGCCGGGGCGCCGGGCGCUCUUCGCCAGCCGCGUGCGGCCGGGCCAGCACGUGUACGUGGUGGCCGAGCGCGGCGGGGCCCGGCGGCUGCUGCCCGCCGCGGUGCACAGCGUGACGCUGCGCGAGGAGACGGCGGGCGCCUACGCGCCGCUCACGGCGCACGGGACCAUCCUCAUCAACCGGGUGCUGGCCUCGUGCUACGCGGUCAUCGAGGAGCACAGCUGGGCGCACGGGGCCUUCGCGCCCUACCGCCUUGCGCACGCGCUCCUGGCCGCGCUGGCGCCCGGGCGCACGGACCGCGGUGGAGCCGGCGACAGCGGGGGCGGCGGCCGCGUCCCCCCACCCGCGCCGGGGGCGCCGGGGGCGGCCGACGCGCCGGGCGCCGCGGGCAUCCACUGGUACUCAGAGCUGCUCUACCAACUAGGCACCUGGCUGUUGGACAGCGAGGCCUUGCACCCGCUGGGCAUGGCGGUCAAGUCCAGCUGA